Pyrus x bretschneideri (Chinese white pear) is the source of this 1195-nucleotide messenger RNA. Its product is annotated as vesicle-associated protein 4-1-like. Lineage: Eukaryota; Viridiplantae; Streptophyta; Magnoliopsida; Rosales; Rosaceae. Bases 126 to 902 code for a protein of 258 amino acids. Gene Ontology annotation, biological process: endoplasmic reticulum membrane organization. Gene Ontology annotation, cellular component: plasma membrane; endoplasmic reticulum membrane. The record is from RefSeq and is a predicted model, not a curated record. The transcript has 7 exons.
GAGAGAAAGAGAGGAGCUCCCGGCGAUUCUACAGAGAGAGAUUUCUAACCGACAGACGAAAGCAAUCGACUUCAGUCACCGGCUGUCUAAUUGGAUGCCACGUAUCGGAUUCCGGUGAAGAAAGCAUGGCCAUCGUCGACAGCUUCCAACACCACCGGCACAAGUCGGCCUCGGACGCGAAGCUCUUCACCCUCUGCCCGUUCUGGCAGUCGGGAGGCCAAACAUCGUCCUCUUCUUCCUCUUCCACGCAGAAACUCCACGGCUACGGAUUCAAAUCCAACCCCAAAACGGUGUCCUCCGUCGCGAGAUCGCUUCUUCCUCCUCGCCGUCGACUCCGGCUUGACCCCGCCAACAAACUCUACUUCCCUUAUGAACCUGGGAAGCAGGUGAAAAGUGCGAUCCGAUUGAAGAACAAUAGCAGGUCACAUGUAGCUUUUAAGUUUCAAACUACUGCCCCGAAAAGCUGUUAUAUGUGUCCUCCCGGAGGUAUACUUGCUCCGGGAGAAAGCCUAAUUGCGACCGUGUUUAGGUUUGUGGAGCGACCCGAGAAAAAUGAGAAACAAUUGGAUCGGAAGACCAAGGUUAAGUUCAAGAUUAUGAGCCUCAAGGUGAACGCAGGAAUCGAAUAUGCGCCUGAGCUGUUUGAUGAACAAAAGGAUCAAGUGACUGUUGAGCGAAUUUUGCGGGUUGUAUUUUUGAAUGCAGAGCACCCUAGUCCUGCUCUGGAAAAAGUGAACAGACAGUUGGCUGAAGCUGAGGCUGCACUUGAAGUGCGUAAGAAGCCUCCUGCGGACUCAGACCCUCCUCGGGAUGUUGGGGAAGGCCUUGUCAUAGAUGAAUGGAAGGAGCGAAGGGAGAAAUACUUGGCCCGGCAACAGGUUGAAGCAGUGGAUUCGGUGUAAAAACUGUGAUUACCUUUUUCUGUAAGUGCUUUUGGAUUGGAAGGGAGGUUCUCAUAUUGUAAUGUUGUAUUCUUUUUGCUCAUCGGUUUUCGGAUAAAUGGAGGUUAUCAUAGUGUGAGGAAGUAGGUAUUGAGAACUACUAUGGAAAGUAGUUGGCUCCGGGUUGAGCUGCCCUUUUGUAGAUACUGGGUUUUGUUUUAGGAUGAAAAUAAGUGAACAACUCUAUAGCAAUCAGUGUGCUUGUACUUGUGUAUUUUCAAUGUUGAGUUGAGGUACUCUAGUGUUCUUGGAAA